Leucoraja erinaceus (little skate) is the source of this 3143-nucleotide messenger RNA. Its product is annotated as paired mesoderm homeobox protein 2B-like. Lineage: Eukaryota; Metazoa; Chordata; Chondrichthyes; Rajiformes; Rajidae. Gene Ontology annotation, biological process: regulation of transcription by RNA polymerase II. The transcript is spliced from 3 exons. Bases 775 to 1671 code for a protein of 298 amino acids. Gene Ontology annotation, molecular function: RNA polymerase II transcription regulatory region sequence-specific DNA binding; DNA-binding transcription factor activity, RNA polymerase II-specific. The record is from RefSeq and is a predicted model, not a curated record.
UCGCACAAUAGUGUUCACCGUCUUUCCUGUAAAUUUCCCAGCCAGGUGUGUUUUGUUUUAAAAAGAACCUUUUUUUUCCUUUCUCUUUCUACGCUAGCUGAGUUUUUGCACGGUGCCAGCGUCCAGCGAAUGUCCACCCGUGAUAACAUUUCACGCACAACAGGGGGGAGUCUUGUUGUUAAAUUGAGCGUGUAACAUUAUUACAAAAAGGCGGACCAUGACACCCAGCUUCCUCCAGAAAACAGAAAAUAUCUCAAUUUGUGCCCGAGCUAUGAUCGCUUCAAAAGCUUAAAAGCGCAAGGAAAUUGGAUCAGGGAGAAUCGUCACCCAACUUUCAUUAUUUAAAAGUAGUCUGAUUGAAUUAAGGGCAGGGAUAUGGUUAGAGGGAUGAUGGAGGGGACUUUGUGCGUAAUGGUGUGGUAUUAAAUUCUAAUUAGAGAUGCAGGAAUCAAUGAUAGGGAGGCUGGGCAGCCCAGUCCCCCUGUGCCAGCCCAAUAGACUGAUGAGUUAUUGUCAUGUAAAAGCGAAGGCAAUAAGACCACCGCUUUGCUAUUGUCCAAGUGGAAACAGCCAAGUUUAUUAUGAGGACUAUAUGCUCUAGAGACCUGAGGCAAGGCAGCUCAUAGGAGGCAUUUUGAUAAAACUAAGCUCUCCUGUUAGAAAGAAGCCCAGUUGUAAAGCAGGCUCUGCGCUGUGCACAUCUACCAACCAAAGGCACCUUCUCUCUUUCUCUCUUUUCUUUCUAUUUUUGGACAGCUAGCCAGAGCCUUUUCAAUGUAUAAAAUGGAAUAUUCUUACCUCAAUUCGUCUGCCUACGAGUCGUGUAUGGCGGGCAUGGACACUUCAAGCCUUGCUUCAGCCUAUGCUGACUUCAGUUCUUGCAGCCAGGCGAGUGGAUUCCAAUAUAAUCCUAUAAGGACCACAUUCGGGGCCACCUCGGGAUGUCCAUCUCUAACUCCAGGAUCCUGCAGCCUUGGAACUCUUAGGGACCAUCAGAGCAGCCCAUACGCAGCAGUACCGUACAAAUUGUUUACGGAUCACGGCGGCUUAAACGAGAAGAGGAAGCAGAGGCGGAUACGGACCACUUUCACCAGCGCCCAGCUCAAAGAACUAGAGCGAGUGUUUGCAGAGACUCACUACCCGGACAUCUACACGCGGGAAGAGCUGGCGUUGAAGAUAGAUCUCACCGAGGCCAGAGUGCAGGUUUGGUUUCAGAACCGACGGGCCAAGUUCCGCAAACAGGAGCGGGCGGCGGCGGCAGCGGCGGCCGCGGCCAAAAACAACAACGGUUCGUCCAAGAAAUCCGACCUGCGAGCGGAGGAUGACAACAAGGACUCGAAGCCGGCCGAUCCUGACAGCACGGGUCCAGGCAGCUGCGUUGCCACUUCAGGCAACGGCGGCGGUGUGCUCGGCAACGGGGGAGGCGGUGGCCUUGGAGGAGGGGGUGGUUUAGGUGGAGGAGGGGUUGGGGACUCCGCCAAGACGGCGGCAGCGGCGGCGGCAGCGGCGGCUGCAGCAGCUGCAGGAGUAGCGGGCACCGGCUGGGCAACGGGCCCGGGUGGGGUGAGCGCAGUGCCCGACUCAAUAGGCGGUCCUUUCGCCAGCGUGCUCUCCUCGCUGCAGAGACCCAACGGAACCAAAGCCACUUUAGUAAAGAGCAGCAUGUUCUGAACUUGACCUCCCCCCACCCCACCGCAUCACUGGGAUUAAAAAUAUGUAAAAAAAAGUACAAAACGAGAAAAAAUCUUUUUGUGUGUCUUUCUACAGCCGUGUUCUGUGAGUAAACCGUAAAAGUGUUAUUCUCAGUAUUGUCUUCACUAGUUGAUCUUAAAAAUACUUUUCUCCCCCGUAGUCCACAUGAAGUGUGUUUAUGGAGAACACACAUUAAAGGAGAUCAUCCUGGGUUGAGUUAUUUUGUUUAGGUAAAAGCAGGUUCAUAUAUUAAUAACAACAAUAACGGCAUAUAUUUUUGUUAAAUGCAUGUUGUCGUUUAUUUUUUAUUUCUCUCUCCGUCCCAUCAGAAAUUAUUGUGAACAUAAUCCUCAUAAAUUAUGUUUAGGAGUUCAAAAUUAUUUAUACGUGGUAUAAUGGAUGCUUAUAUUUAAAUAAGGGAAAUAUUUCUACGUGUGCAUAUAGUUUUCCAAAAGUGUACCAUUAACUUGAUUGUUGAUAAUAAAAUGCAAAGCAAAGGUUGGAAUAUGUUUCUGUUUUUUGUUACCAGAGUAAACUUGUGAGGAUAAUAUGUGCCGAGUUGAGAGAUAAAAUUAACCUUAAAAACAAAAUGACUGUGUGUUUUCAAUAUCAGAGGAUAGGAAGAUGUCAGUGUGAUUCUUUGAAUAUCAUUUGCCUAGUUUGAGUAAACAUCAUUCUAAUAUAUAUAUAUAUAUAUAUUAGCAGUUGUUUCGUCUUGUGCGGAGAAAUUCACGCACAUUUUCGAAUGGAGAUGGAAAUGCAAUAUUUAUAUACUAGUUGUAAUUGUAUUAGUUUCCAUUUUUUAAAUGUCAUGUUCGUUUGGAAAAAAACGGAAACUACAAAAUCAAAGCUGUGAAAUGAUAAUAAAAAACGUCAAAUAGGCCUGCUGAUUAACACUACACUUUGUGUUGCCUGCACAUUCUAAGCUCCAACUAUCAACCCUUCUGAUGAAACCUUUCUUGAAGACGAAUAUCUUGAUGUAAAACCAACAAGACCUUGACCAAUUUUCGCUCCUUCCUUUUUAUUUUUAAAUUUCAAGAAAAAUAUUAAGAUUUUUUUCAUAACAAAUAAAAAUAUGAUUAUGGAAAUCAACUCCUUUAAAAUGAAAAACAAAGAAAAAAACGUGAUCAUUUCUGCUUUGAUUACAUAACGCGAAUACAGCUAAUCGCAAACCAUUUGUAAAUGAAUAACAUGGAGGCGGAGGAAAGAAAGGAAAGAAAUUGUAGUUAUACAAAUACUUAGUUAAGCAUGGAAUAUUUGAAAUCUUUUCUCGCCAAUAAAAUAGUUUGAGUUCCGAAUAAUGUAAUUCAGAAAAUCCCGGAAACCAUAUUUCUCUUCGUCAUGCACCGAGAUUUCUCAUCAGAGGAUCUGUUUGUAUUCCGCUUGGCGUCUGGGGUAUACGUAGACGAGGUCGAACCUAGUUUACGUUUAAUAAUAAAACCAUAUAAGAA